AUGACGGAGAUGUACUCCGGGCUCCAUGUGAGCCAGCGGUUCUCCUCUCUCGAAGAAUUCAAAUCAGUAAUCCGGAGCAUAUCGGUCAGACAGCACUGGGAGCUCCGAGUGGCUCGAAGCAACAAAAAAAGUGUAGUAAUCGGUUGUCGUUCGUCGACAAACUGCUUCUUUCGUGUCGUCUGUCGCUCGAACAAGAACGCAACUUACAUUAGCAGUCUCCAAGACAGCCAUAGUUGCCGCAGGAAUCCAGAUUCCCCUGCGGCUACACCUGCUCGCUCGGAAGCCUCCCAUGUGCGGUUCUUGUUGAGCGAAAUUCCCAAGCUCUUCGACAUGAAGUCUAAAAUUAAAGCCCAGGAUGUCGUGGAUGCUGUGAAACGCUACCACGGUUAUGAUAUCUCUAUGCGCCAGGCGCAGCGCGCACUUACCAAGCUCCAACCACGACAUGCUGAAGGACAGGGCGAAGAAGGGCUUGAUCUCGAAAUGAGUGCAGGGGAGCAACAAUCGCCAGAGCAAUCCCCCGAGUCGCAAGGAGACGCCGGACCUGCCUAUGAGGAGUUAUCCGAGAGUCGCUGGCUCCCGGGCCAUAUCCAAUCAUCGUUGAUUGAUGAUGAUAACAUGCCUCAGGACGAGACCACAAGUAGCCAUAUCCCUCCUCCGCCAUCUAAUCCUCAAGCUCUGCCUGCCCAGGUGCAACACCCACCGAUGCCUCCACAAAACCAAACCCCGCUCACUCACAAUUCGCACCCAAUGACAAUGCCACCUGGAGCCGAGUACCAAAAUACCGGCCCUCUUCCAGUAGCAGUGGCAGCACCUCCCAAACCCCCGAACUACCCCCGCAGUGAUCACACUGCAGUUCCUCAAAUGGUUCUCACCAAUUUCAAGAUCGAAUUUACCUGCACUACCUGUGGGUCGCUGAACCAGAGUUACUUCCCAAAUCAGGGCAACGUUACCGGCGCCAGUUAUAUAGGCCACGCAAUACCGAAUCCUAGUAAUGUCCCGCGCAACACCGGGCCACAGAAUGGAGUGGACAGCAACAAUGCAGUCGGUGAAAACCCUGCUUACGAUAUUAAUGCCUCAAACACACCUGCUAUUCAGAAUGCUUGGGCUGUCGGUGGCCUCGGUGUUCCGAUUGGGUCGUCACAUACUUAG
Molecule: messenger RNA, 1149 nt
Organism: Penicillium soppii
Lineage: Eukaryota; Fungi; Ascomycota; Eurotiomycetes; Eurotiales; Aspergillaceae
Exons: 1
Coding region: 1-1149 (382 amino acids)
Source: RefSeq, a predicted model, not a curated record